CAGGAAAAGAACACGACGCAGUGCAACAAAGGGGGGGCAAUCACCAUUCUGCACAACGCCAUUCUGGCACCAAUUCGAGCAGCUCUCACUCCCUUGAAGCCCCGAGCAACGCGAACUAAGCCUCCCAUGUCCUCGAAAACGUACUAAGGCGAACCCUCCCACCCCCAUAUGUCAAGCGGCGUCGACGUCCGACGACCCGGCAUUUGGUCUUACUUCAGUUUCUCUGGCCCGCGCCGACGCACCUCCGUCUCCCUGCCGCGCAGCAUCAACGACCCUGCCCACGACCCCUUCGAGAAACCGGAUCGGCACUCGCGGCAUCGCUCCAAUCCGGCGAACGGCUUCAUGAGUGAUUUCAAAGGCACAGCGAUGAAUGGAGGGCAGCGGGCACGCUACCUCAAGACAGGAGGGAUAAUUGCGUUUAUACUACUGGUGCUGUACUUUGUUGCGCCGAGGGAUGGAUUGUCGAGGGCAGGAGAAAGCUUCCAUAAGGGCAAUGACGGCCAGUCCGCGGCGCCAGGCGUACAAGCGAAGUGCACAAAGUCUAUCUCCAAGGACAAACCGCUCGUCCAGUACGCUCUCAUGAUCGACGCCGGCAGCACAGGCUCCCGCAUCCACGUCUACAAGUUCAACAACUGCGGGCCGACACCCGAACUCGAGGAGGAACACUUCGAGCAAACGGCGAAGAAGGAGGGCGGAUCAGGGCUCUCGUCGUACAAGGGCGAUGCUGAGGGCGCUGCGAAGAGCUUAGAUCCAUUGAUGAAGGUGGCUGUCGAGAAAGUCCCCAAGUCCUACCAGGCAUGCACACCCGUUGCCGUAAAAGCCACCGCAGGUCUCCGCAAGCUCGGCGACGAGAUGAGCAACAGAAUCCUCCAGGCUGUCCGUCACCGCCUUGAGGCCCAAUACCCCUUCCCCGUCGUCUCCGAAGAACAGGGCGGCGUGGAAGUUAUGCCGGGCGAGCAAGAGGGUGUCUACGCCUGGAUCACGGCCAACUACCUCCUGGGCAAGAUCGGCGGCCCGGACAAGACACCCACAGCCGCUGUCCUCGAUCUCGGCGGCGGCUCAACCCAGAUCGUCUUCCAGCCCACCUUCCCCGAAACCGCUAGCGGCGGCCUCCCCAACAAACUCGCAGACGGCGACCACAAGUACGAGCUCAGCUUCGGCGGCCGCGACUUCACCCUCUACCAGCACUCGUACCUAGGCUACGGGCUCAUGGAAGCGCGCAACAACCUGCACAGCGCCGUCCUCGACUCCGUCUAUCAGGAGAACAAAUCCAACGAGAACCGCGACUGGCUCCAGGAGCCUAUUGUGAACCCCUGCAUCGCGCCCAAGAUGAGCCGCGAAGUCGAAGUCCACCUCCCGCAGGACCAUGCGCUCGGGACCCCCGUCACGGUCAACAUGACCGGCCCGGCCGAAGCCUCGCCCUCCACCUGCCGCGGCAUCGCGGAGAAAACGCUCGAAAAGGACGCAGAGUGCAAGCUCGCGCCCUGCGCCUUCCGCGGCGUGCACCAGCCCUCGUUCGAGAAGACGUUCGCGCGCGAGGACGUCUACCUCUUCAGUUACUUCUACGACCGCACGCGCCCGCUCGGCAUGCCCGAGUCCUUCUCCCUCUCCGAGCUCAAGGAGCUCGCCAACCGCGUGUGCCACGGCGAGGAGCACUGGGAUGUGUUCCACAGCGUCGAGGGCGCGCUGGAGGAGCUCAAGGGCCGGCCGGAGUGGUGCUUGGAUUUGAACUUCCAGCUUGCGCUGCUGCAUACGGGGUAUGAGAUGCCGAUUGAUCGGGAGGUCAAGAUCGCGAAGAAGAUUAAGGGGAAUGAGCUGGGGUGGUGUUUGGGCGCUAGUCUUCCGCUCCUCGAGAAGGGCUCGGGCUGGCAGUGCAAGAUCAAGGAGGUGCACUAGCCGCCCCUCCUCCAUCUCCUCCUACACUGUAGCAUUUCAUCCGUUACUCUCCUGAGAGCACGUUUCGACUUUUCUCAGCAAAACCCCUUUACAACGACAUUUAAUCAUGCAUCCAUAGGCGUUGACUAGGUUCUUUUCUGCGGGCCUUCUUUUUUUUUCUCAUUAGAGAUGAUUUGGUUUGAGUUCGACAGCAUCGAGCUUUGAAUGUAUCGAGCAUUGAUUGGUAUGUGGACCGGGGGGGUUCAUGAUGUCGGGCCUGUGUCUGGGCUGUUUAUUGGGCAUGGAAG
This is a messenger RNA of Trematosphaeria pertusa, 2183 nucleotides long. RefSeq lists its product as uncharacterized. Gene Ontology annotation, molecular function: UDP phosphatase activity; GDP phosphatase activity. The record is from RefSeq and is a predicted model, not a curated record. Gene Ontology annotation, cellular component: membrane; Golgi apparatus. Gene Ontology annotation, biological process: protein N-linked glycosylation; nucleoside diphosphate catabolic process. The coding region runs from base 169 to 1896 and encodes 575 amino acids. Lineage: Eukaryota; Fungi; Ascomycota; Dothideomycetes; Pleosporales; Trematosphaeriaceae. The transcript has 4 exons.